GUAAAAAUAAACUAUACUUUUGAUUGCAAUGACAUAACCGAUAUAAUUGUGACCAAUAUUUGUAAAAUAUUAGUGAUUUAUCGGACAAAUACUCAUCACUAAUGUCUUCAGGCAUUGACUUUGAAUCGCUUUUAUUGCUUAAUAAGGCCAAAAAGGAGAUCGACAUCCAAGAGAUAAUGACUGAUAUGAUUGACACACAAUGUAUAGUCAUAAGUGUGUCCAACCAUGUAGUGACCCGAACCACACAAUUGUUGGACAACUGUACCAAUGAAUCGCAAGUGAUUUGUUUAAUAACAAAUUUAUCAAAAUUGAUACAAAAGUGUCUGAAAAGUGAUACCGAUUUGACUGUCGAUUCAAUAAAUCAAAUAUUUCCGCAAACAUUUGACCAGAAGUUGAAACAAAUAUUAAUUAAAUUAAUUAUUAAAAACAGUAACAAUUGGCUAAAAAAUAAUAAACCAAUUCAAUCGAUGUCAUCGCUCAUUGACUUCCAAUGCAAAACUGAAGACAACAAAUGUGUAAUUGAUUUACAGUUAAGUGACAGUAAUUCACAGAUUUCUGUUGUGUUGACGAGAGACCAGAUUCAUGAAAUGACUGAAGGAAUGGCAACCAUAAGACAACAACUUUUUGAUGCCAUUCAUAAAUCCAAUUAG
Molecule: messenger RNA, 650 nt
Organism: Oppia nitens
Lineage: Eukaryota; Metazoa; Arthropoda; Arachnida; Sarcoptiformes; Oppiidae
Exons: 4
Coding region: 102-650 (182 amino acids)
Source: RefSeq, a predicted model, not a curated record